This is a messenger RNA of Geodia barretti, 3810 nucleotides long. The record is from the annotation of a GenBank genome assembly. Lineage: Eukaryota; Metazoa; Porifera; Demospongiae; Tetractinellida; Geodiidae.
AUGUCCGUUGGAGGUGGUCCCGAUUUCGACCUGGCAUCAGUUCAACUCCAGUGCCCUGUGAAGCUCACCGACCGUCCUGAACUAGGGAGGGGUUCGUAUGGCGUGGUACUAGAGGCGGAGAUUCCUGGGGCGGUUUGCGCUGUGAAAAGGGUACACGAUGUGUUUGCAAAGCAAGAUAGGGACUGGCAGAGUCCCGAGCAAAUACAGGAGAAGUUUCUCCGAGAGUGUAAAGUGAUAGGCCGCUUGCGCCAUCCGCACAUUGUGCAAUUUCUCGGAGUGUGCGAGAUUGUCGUCCGAGGCACCCCUACCCUCGGUCUGGCAACAGAGAAGCUUUUUAUCGAUCUGCAUUCUAUGCUCGACCAGUCACCCACAAGUAUUCCACUUGGUCUCAAAUUCUCCAUCCUUCACGAUGUAGCUUCGGGUCUUCAUUUCCUUCAUGCUCAGACUCCUCCCAUCAUCCACCGUGAUCUUACCGCACCCAAUGUCCUCCUCAAUUCAGCGAUGGUCGCCAAGAUAGCUGAUCUCGGCAUGGCCCGCCUCAUUCCUGAUGGAGAAAAUCAACUAACCAGGAGGCCAGGAAAUCCAUCCUACAUGCCCCCUGAAUCAGAAGGGAAAACGUAUGAGAAAUCCCUUGAUAUGUUCUCCUUUGGUGUUUUGGCCCUUUUCACUUUGAUACAAAAGUUUCCUGAGCCUUUACCCGUAAAAUCAACCGAGGAGGGGAAGCCUGUUUUCCGCUCUGAAGGACAGCGUCGAGACCCCUUCCUAAAGGAGUUGCGUGAGGUGGUGAAGGGCCAUGAGAGUCUGAUUGAAGCAGUAGAGCAGUGCCUUGAUGACAACCGUACGAAAAGGCCUGAAGUCAAAGCCAUGCUGGCUCUCUUGCAGUCUGCAAAAACAGAGACUUCGACAGAACACCUUGAAAUGAGUAAACUUGACUUAGUCCGAGCCAUUGAGAAAGAGCGAGAAGAUAACAAACAGGAGCAACGCAAUAUCAGGAGAGAGUGUGAUGAAGCCAAAAUAGAGCGAGAAAAUAUCAGAGAGGAGCUAAAGAGGAUGCAGGAGGAGCACAGGAGGGAGCUGGAAGAUCUCAAUAGAGAGCAGGGAGACAAGCUCAAGAAGGAACUGGAAGAUCUCAAGAGGAAACAGGUAGAAAAGCUCAAGAGAGAGCAAAAGCAGCAUCAAGUGCAGAUGGAAAAAAAGGAACUAGCAACCCAGUUGCUGGUAAAAGAAAAAGAAGAGCUCCAGCUAAUCAUGAACGAUCAACAAAUCGAGAUGGAUGAGGAAUGUAAUCGUGUGCUAUGCGAGAAGAAUAAGCUAGAAAAUGAAUUACAGAAAAAGGAAGAAGCAGCUCAGCAGAGGGAAAAGGAAGUCAGGGGGAGUCUGGCAUCAGAGGGAAAUGAGGCAGGGUACGAGGGAGGGGUGAAUGAGGGAGGGAGGGUAGGGGUUGAGCAAGUAGCACACGAAGUCUUGAUUUUAAAAGUUGAUAAUACAACACAAACAGACGGUGCAACGGCAAAAUCCAGGAUGUGGGGCUACAGUGCAAAGAUAUUUCUGUUGGCAGCUCUUUUACUGCUGAUUUUUAUCCAAGUUCUGCCCAGGCUACCUUUUUUGGCAGAAGAGGGGGAGGGAGUCUGCCAUGGAGGUCAGGAAAUCUUCCAACAUGAGAAAGGAACAAGAAGUUUAGAGGAAUACAUGGAACAGUGCAAGAUAAAGUGUAGCAGUGAGCUGGAACAGUCCAAGAAGGAAAGGAAUGACACUAAUGAUGAGCUGGAACAGUGCAAGAAAGACAUGAACGAUGAGCUGGAACAGUGCAAAAACGAAAAGAAGGGCAGUAACGAUGAGCUGGAAAAGUGCAAGAAAGACAUCAAUGAUGAGCUGGAACAGUGCAAGAAUGAAAAGAAGGAUGAGCUGGAAAAGUGGAAGAAAGACAUGAACGAUGAGCUGGAACAGUGCAAGAAUGAAAAGAAGGGAAAACGCAAGAAUGAAAAGAAGGGCAGUAACGAUGAGCUGGAAAAGUGCAAGAAGGAAAUAGUGGAGCUAGAAGAGAAAAUCGACAAUGAACUGCAGAAAAAGAGGGCAGCAGUUGCAGUUAUUGGUUCAAUUACACCACCAUCGUCAGAUAAUGAGGAGGUAGUCCCCCACUCACCACCUGAUCUUACCAAUGAAGAUCAUUCUAAGCUAGCGGAGCUUGGUCUGCCACCAAAUAAGCGAGAUAUUCUUGGUGCUCUCCUGGCUCUCUACAACAAGACAGAGUAUUAUGAUGUGUUCUCAGUCCAAGUCAGUAGACCUGGAAUGGAACUGAGCCGCAGCUACAUACUGGAGCAGACUGAAUAUUUUUUUAGAAAUUCAGGAACAAAACGAAAAGUUAUUUGCCUUUUUACACCUAUAACACUUAGAUACAUUUAUUGUCAUAUUUCUCCAGUGAUUCUCCACUACUAUGGCAACGGUCGGAGGAACACUGGUGACUGGAGUUUCAGAGAUGGCUUCAUCACCUUCAGAGACAUUGCUGAUCUCUACAUGAAACACAGCCGUGGUCGAGUCCUCGCCAUAGUCACUGACUGUCAUUCCUCUGGAUGGUGGGUUAGGGAGUGUGCCAAGUUCCUGGAUGAGCAGGGAGUGAAGCCAUGUGGACACUCAGCCAGGGAGAAGGGCAUUCUUCUGGAGGUCUUCGCAUCAUGUCAGGCAGGCCAAGACUCUGUAGAAUUAGCUCAUACCACACGAGCCAUGGAACUGGGAGAAAAUGGAUAUGUGGAAUACUACCAUAACAAAAAGCUAAGUGCUAAGCAGCGUGCAUUUAGUGUUGACUUCACUGAGGAGGAGUGCGGUAGUGCCUCUUGGCCAACUGCUGAACAAGUGACAGAUCAUGUUUGGGGAGAAAAUGAAGAAAUGGCAACUUCAGAGAAGGAGCAUCAAGCUAUCAUGCAGAUACUUAAGGAAAAGAUCAAGAUUUUUAAUCAAAAGAAGCUUGUAGCAAGUAUGAUUAUUGGUUCAACUACUGGAAAGACACUCCAUCCAGAUGUGGUCCCCCAGACUCCGACCGACAUAUCAGAUGAUGAUCGUCAAGUACUGACAGAGCUAGGUCUACCUCCAGACCAGUGGGACAACCUCAAUGCUCUAUGGGACUCUCUACAACAAGACUAAGUGGGUGGUAUUGCCAGUCCAAGUCAGUAGACCUGGAAUGGAACUGAGGCGUGUCUAUGUACUGGAGCAGAUCGAGUUUCUUCUCAAAAAUACAAAAGAGACUGUUGUUCUCCAUUACUAUGGCAAUGGUUGGAGGAACACUGGUGACUGGAGUUUCAGAGAUGGUUUCAUCACAUUCAGAGACAUCGCUGAUCUCUACAUGAAACACAACCGCAGUCAAGUCCUCAACAUAGCCGCUGACUGUCAUUCCUCAGGGACAGUGGGUGAGUGAGUGUGCCAAGUUCCUGGAUGAGCAGGGAGUGAAGCCAUGUGGACACUCAGCCAGGGAGAAGAGAUAUUUUCUGAGGGUCUUCGCAUCAUGCCAGGCAGGCCAAAAUUCAGCAGAACUAGCCUACACCACACGAGCCAUGUAUGUGAAAGAUGGAAUGAUGCACCACUCCACCAGCAGAGAGCUCAGUGCUAUGCAACGUACGUUUGGUGUUGAUUUCACCGAGGUGACGUGUGGGAAGGGAAAGGAGGAAAAGUGCAGCAUUGCCCCAGAUUCGACCUGGUAGAAAGCCAUCCAGUGACACAGCUGUAGACAUUAUUGAUUGUUGUAGUAUUGACUGUAGUAUUGACUGUAGUUUCAAUAAUAAUUAUUAUGCAUUGUCUCUUCGUCCAAAGAAAAGCCGU